Dipodomys ordii (Ord's kangaroo rat) is the source of this 854-nucleotide messenger RNA. It is a transcript of the gene Pla2g5, whose product is annotated as phospholipase A2, group V. NCBI's taxonomy places the organism in Eukaryota, Metazoa, Chordata, Mammalia, Rodentia, Heteromyidae. The transcript is spliced from 5 exons. Bases 105 to 521 code for a protein of 138 amino acids. Gene Ontology annotation, biological process: phospholipid metabolic process; negative regulation of T cell proliferation; lipid catabolic process. Gene Ontology annotation, molecular function: phospholipid binding; calcium ion binding. The record is from RefSeq and is a predicted model, not a curated record.
ACGUGACCAGACUACAAACUUGCACUACUCUAUCUGCAAGCCUGGUGCCUCCCUUGUUCCCAGAGAGAAGAAAACACAGGAAUUCUAUAGUCAGAGACCCAGAGAUGAGGGGCAUCCUUACACUGGCUUGGUUCUUCGCUUGUACUGUGCCUGCUGUGCCCGGAGACUUGCUUGACCUGAAGUCCAUGAUUGAGAAAGUGACUGGAAAGGAUGCUCUGAAGGCUUAUGGCUUUUAUGGCUGCUACUGCGGUUGGGGUGGCCGAGGGACCCCUAAGGAUGGCACUGACUGGUGCUGUUGGGUACAUGAUCAGUGUUACGGGCGGCUGGAGGAGGAAGGCUGUAACAUUCGGACACAGUCAUACAAAUACAGAUUCGCAUGGGGCCUUGUCACCUGUGACCGAGGGACCUUCUGUCCAGCAAAGCUCUGCACCUGUGACCGGAACUUUGUCUACUGCCUGAAGAGAAAUCUGUGGAGCUACAACCCUUAUUAUCAGUAUUUCCCCAACAUCUUCUGCUUCUAGUGGCUCUGAGUGAACUUGUUCCUGACCCUGCUUCUCUUACAUCAGGUUAUUACUAUCUGCAGACCCCUGACAGCCGCCUCCAGGAGUGGGCCUUAAAUCUUCCUCCUAGCUCUGUCCAGCUGGGAGGAGCCCCAGACCACACUUCCUGCUCCAGAAUGGUGUCUCUGGUCCAGGAUGUGGCCAAAUUCAGAGUCACUAGCUGUCUGUGAGCUCAGCCUUGUGAGUUGAGGAAGGGAAUUCUCUUUCCAGCUCUGGAUGGGAUUUAAUGUUUAUUUUCUUCGAUACAUUUACCAACAUAGCCCUCCAGGGAAUGUUUCUUCCAGUAAAAGCAAA